GAAACCAGCACUGACUCUGAAUAAUAGGAAGGCCGUGUUGUUUAUCUAGAGGUGAGGGGUUGGACAGAGAGAGCCGCAUUCUUCGCCAAAACUUUUCUAAGUCUCCCUGUCCUCCCCCCUCAAAGCAGCAGCAGUCAGCGGUGCCUCGGCCCCCUCUUCUGUGAAGCACCGACCAAGGUCAGCGGCAGUGGCCGCCCGCGGGAGUUGUCAACGCGGCACCAAACCUGCGCGGACCCCGGCUGCCUCCUCACAUGUGACUUUGAACCGCUGGCUGAGUAAACGCCGGACCACCCGCCGUCGCUGUAUGGAUGGAAGAAGCCCCUCUAACGAAGGAGUGAAUGAGCCACACAAACACUAGCCUAACGUCAAGUUGUGAGCAUUAAGACGAAGUGACACCAUGUUGGGAAACUCAGGGUGUUAUGCUAACAAGAAGAGGAAGAAGCCUGUUCUCAAACAAAAGAAGCUCUCUGCAGGUAAUGACGUCGUUAAAUCAAACCCUUCAAAACGCCACCGGGAUCGGCUGAAUGGGGAGCUGGACCGGCUGACGGGCCUCCUGCCGUUUCCUGAGGAGACUUGCUCUCGUCUGGACAAACUGUCGGUCCUACGCCUCAGUGUGGGAUACCUGCGGGUCAAGAGCUAUUUCAAAGCGACCAUGAAGAACAGUAGCAGCAGUCUGAUGUUUCCCAGCAUGAACGGGCAGAAUGGGAACAACAUGAACAUUGCAGGCUUCUCUGAGGGGGACCUCCUGCUCCAGGCGUUGAACGGGUUUGUGAUAGUGGUCACGUCAGAGGGAACCGUCUUUUAUGUUUCUCCCACAAUUGAAGACUACCUGGGCUUUCAUCAGUCGGACGUGGUUCAUCAGAGUGUGUUUGAUCUCAUCCAUACUGAUGACAGGGCCACGUUCAGACAGCAGCUUCACUUUGCUCUAAAUCCACCAACUGCUGGCGAGACUGGAGAUGGCCUGCAGAGUUGUGGUGUUGCAGUGAUGUACAAUCCCGAGCAGCUUCCCCCAGAGAACUCAUCCUUCCUGGAGAGGAACUUUGUGUGUCGCUUCCGCUGCCUCCUGGACAAUUCCUCUGGAUUUCUGGCUCUGAAGUUCCAGGGGCGACUGAAGUACCUCCAUGGCCAGAAGGUAUUGAGUGACAACGGGGCUUGUAACCAACCUCAGCUGGCACUGUUCAGCAUUGCGGUGCCUGUCCAGCCUUCAUCGAUUGUGGAGAUCAGAGCUAAAAUGCUCCUCUUUCAAAGCAAGCACAAGCUGGACUUCACACCCUUGGGCAUCGAUAGCAGGGGGAGGGUUAUUCUGGGUUAUUCAGAGACUGAACUGUGUAUGAAAGGCUCUGGCUACCAAUUCAUCCACGCAGCCGAUAUGAUGUACUGCGCCGACAACCACAUCCGCAUGAUUAAAACAGGAGAGAGCGGUCUGACUGUUUUCCGGCUCCUGAGUAAGUCAGGCGGCUGGGUGUGGGUGAAGGCCAAUGCCAAGCUGAUCUUCAAAGGAGGAAGACCUGAAUUCAUCAUUGCAUAUCAGAGAGCUUUAGUCAAUGCCGAGGGUGAAGAAUAUCUACUUCAGAGGAGGCUGCAGCUUCCUUUCAGCUUCACCACAGGAGAGGCUGUCCUGUACGACACCGGCCCCACGGUGGAUGUCGCACAGUUUCAGUUCAAUAAAGUGUUUCGCAACAAUGACAUGGUCACGGAUGUGACCCCCGGCUCUCUGUUGGACUCCUUCCUGAGACAGGACGAAACAGUCUACACUCAGACAAUUGAAGCCCCCUUACCUGUGGAUCAGGUGUUCAUGGACAGCCGGGCCCUGGUCACCAUUCCCGGUGAAAGUGGGGCCACAGCCACAACAGGUGACGUUGCUGUAGUGAAAGACAAUGCCAAGCAGUCAGUGAUGACUGUGAUCGACAACCUGGAAAAAAUGGCUCAAAAUGGUGACCUCUGCUCGGUGCUGCAGAAUCUUGACGUCGCUGAUGCGGAGCUGAUGGAGUGGGAAAACACCCUCAAGAGAUUCAGUCAGGACGAGACUCAGCAGAACAGUGUCAGUUCUGAGCUGGACAGCAUCCUCACGAAUGACUUAUUUGACUACAUCGAUACAGUUUUGUUCAAGGAGAAGGGAGAAGAUUGUCUUAGUGAAAGCCGGCUGCCUCCCAGCUGUCUCACAGCAGUCAACAACAAUCAGCAGGACCCCUUCACUCAGGCUGCCCAGCUCUCAGCCACUGGACUCUGUGAUCCACAGCUGUUUCAGACAGUGAGCCCUGAUCAUACCUACUCUCCGAUGAAUGGUAUCCACUCUCACAAGCAGGAGUGUACUCAGAUAUUUAGCAGCACCCAGAAAGUCUCCCAUCAUGGUCCCCUGACUCCAGCUGAGGGUAACCUGCCUCAUCUUAAACAUCUGCAGCUCCAGGACAUUUUCAGCCCUUCUAUAGAGAUCCCACUGCUCACUGUCCCUGACGCCUCAGCUGAUGAUGCCUCAGCCCUUUUCCAGUCUUGUGAGCAGGCAUCUAUCACCAACAUGGUUUGCCAUCAGGGGAUUUCUGGACAGACACAGUCUAAGCAACUUCUGCUGUGUCCUCAAAACAAGUUGCAAGCUCCUGCAAUGGCAGCAAAUGGACAGUUGCUGCAGAACUCUGCUAAACAACCAAACAAUGUAGCUCCUGGCGUAAUGGACAUUUUGCCACCCCUGAUUCCUUGCAAUGACUUAAAUUCCUCUAACACACCUAAUAUUACCAUUCCUUUUGCGGCAGCACGUCUGCAAGGAAGCCCCCCUCUGGAAACACACAACCACCAGGUUCAGCAGUGGCCGCAGAGCCAGCAGCAGACGCUGCCCCAUGCUGGCAUCAUGCAGAAUGGACAUGAGCUGAUGCCAGCAUGCUACAGCCAAACUUCAGAAAGCCAAACAUUCCCACGUGCUGGCCCUUGGCCAAGUAGUGUCCCUGGACUGAACCACGCUCAGCAGGGAGGGCUGGCAUGUGGCCAGGCAGCUACUCACAGCAGCUGCAUGUUCAACCAGCACUUUUCCUCCAGUCCAGUAGGAGGCAACGCCCUGGCUUUCCCAGGGUCUUUGGGCCGGAGGGGGGCUGACAUGUCUCUGGAUCAGAGUCCUCCUCAAGGUUCCUGCUACUUCCAGUGGAGCCACAGCGAGCCUGUGGUGGGCACAUCAGCCAUCAACCAGGAGAACGCCACCACCAGCCCUCUGACAGCUCCGCUCAGCAUGUCCUCCACAGAGCUAACAUUCAACUUUCAGCACUACCUGGAAUGCCACAGACAGACACAACAGGACCAGAGAGCCUCUGCUGAAUGCAGUGGAAUAUUUGCCGCUCCUGCUCCUGAUGUAACCAUGAACCUCUCAGAGUAGAAACCAAGCCAUGCUGUUAUUUCUCUCGCAACAAAUCCAGGAGGAGGGCAAAACACCGUAAAGUUUGCCUGUAUCAGUGCUUAUCCAACAUUCUCAUACUGUAUGUUAUGUACUUUGUCUGUACUGUUUAAACGUUGUUGCCUGUCUGUUUUUAGUGAAGAUACAUAAUAAUGAAGUAUAAAGCCACAAGUGCAUUUACCAGGAUGGAGCCAGCUAGGAGGAUUGGUCAAGUGAAUCCAAAUAGCCAAAGAAAUUAUUUUUAUAAGGGAAACCAGAUGUUGUCACUUCCUUGUUUUCAGCCAGGAACAAUAAUUUAUUUUCCAAGUCUAAAUAACUAGAAAUAAAUUUAAGUGUAAAUCACAUUAAAAUCACUGUUAAAAUGAGGAGGAAUUUUUUAACAUGAUCAUUCGAAACUUUGAUGUUGGAAGAGUGGAGACUUUCUCCAAAAGAAUUGUGUAAAGAAUCACUAAACCCUCAAACUGAUAUUAUUACAGCUACAAUACUAUACUCUAUUUUUUAAGAAACCCUAAAUGUGGUUUAUGUAUUCACUGUGCUAGUAUCUGUUUAACCACGAGGGCUGCUUUGGCUCACUGAAAUCUCAGAUUUACAGAGUACAUCAGCAUGUGGCACAGGUUUAUCUGUGUGCGGUAUAAAUGUGCUCUCAUGAAGGAUGCUUUCCACUUGGGGAAAAAAAAGUUAACAUGUCAGGAGUAAGCAGAAGAAAUCACAAUCAGGAAUUUGGUUGACACCAAACUGCCCGUCUGAGGUCAGAUUUACUCUGUUAACAGGUUAGGAGCUUCCAUUUAUUUAGGUCCCGCAGUGGUAAAUGCAGUGUGCAAUUCAUCGAGGAUAGCCUGAAUCCACGAUUAAACAAAUGUGAUCAGUAUAUUUGUGAUAUGCAGACUUCAGUGGAGCCACUCCCUAAAUUUGGAGGCAGCAGAUGAAAUGAACAGCCUCCAACAAGUCUGCUGCAGAAUUUACACCUGCUGUAAAACUCCAUGACCUUCACUCACAGGUUCAGGUCAAUCUGCAGCAGUCCUCACCCAAAUACACUCUCCCACAGGAUCUUCAUAGGAACACCCUAAAAUACAUAUUGCAGUAUAAAUGUUCUCGUGCCUUCACGCCAAACAGACAGCUGAAGUGUCUCCAUAUAAAUAAAUGUGUGCCUUUGUUUAUGAAGCAUCUUAAAAGAAUAUUUUCCUCUGUAGCUCUUGUUUUUCUAAGGCAAUCCUUUAGAGCUGCACGACUUCAAGGGAAGCCAUGUCCACAGGACACGCAGCGUCCUCGCUGUAUAUUAAUAAGGUUUUAUCCAUGAGCGCAUUUCAAGGCUCUGGCGAAAUUCUUUAAGUCUAUUUUCCUUUACACAAACAUCCUUAACAAUGGAAACAAGGGAAAACACUUAACUUCAGCUGUGACCAGUCUCUUAAGAGAUGGUGAGGUUUCUUUCUUUGAUGAACAGAAUGAAAGUGUACCAAGCAGAGGUUUCGACAUUGAGAUGCAUUCAGAUCAUAUUUACUCUGCUGUGUCUGUUUCCUGUCUGUGCUCUUCAGUCUAGUUUGGCUGCAUUUAUCUGAUGUUGUAAUAUUCACACUACAAAAACCGCAUUAAUGGUCUGGAUUAACAUGAGCAAGAACAGCAUUAACAUGGCAGCUUUAUCAUAUUCCUGCUGCACUGUGGGGAGUCACUCAGUAUUUUACCUUUCCUUAACAAUAUAUUGUGUAUGUUUUUACAAAUAUCUUUCAGUGCAGUGCUUACAAAAGGAAAAAACGACCAUCUUAAUUGAAAUCUUAAAGAAAAAUAGCAAAACAUUUUAGGGCACAGAUUAAUACGUGUCAUGGUUGCUCGUUGUUCUUUGUUGUCUUCCCUUUGUCGAGGACCUCGGUGUGAAGCAGACUGUGGAGGCUGAGGACAGCCUGUAACCCACCUUGGAUGUUGGACUUUGAUACUGACGUGUCAUGACUGUAGCCACUAUGAAAAAACACCUGGAGCCAAAUGUUUUGUUCACCGCGGUGUUAAUGUUUUGUGCCUUGACAGUUGCCAUAUUUCUGAUUAUUUCUGGUAAUCCAUUUGUAUUUCGCCAUGUAAUUAUCAUAUCUAUAUCAACCCAUAUGUUAAACAAAUAACCACCCUUUGUCUAAUGCUUUUUCAUAAAUACAUGUGUGCAA
Chelmon rostratus (copperband butterflyfish) is the source of this 5523-nucleotide messenger RNA. RefSeq names its product aryl hydrocarbon receptor-like. Gene Ontology annotation, molecular function: protein dimerization activity; nuclear receptor activity; transcription cis-regulatory region binding. NCBI's taxonomy places the organism in Eukaryota, Metazoa, Chordata, Actinopteri, Chaetodontiformes, Chaetodontidae. The transcript has 11 exons. The record is from RefSeq and is a predicted model, not a curated record. Gene Ontology annotation, biological process: regulation of transcription by RNA polymerase II. The coding region runs from base 398 to 3358 and encodes 986 amino acids. Gene Ontology annotation, cellular component: aryl hydrocarbon receptor complex; nucleus.